Molecule: messenger RNA, 4238 nt
Organism: Drosophila obscura
Lineage: Eukaryota; Metazoa; Arthropoda; Insecta; Diptera; Drosophilidae
Exons: 11
Coding region: 300-2321 (673 amino acids)
Cellular component (GO): ribonucleoprotein complex
Molecular function (GO): RNA binding
Source: RefSeq, a predicted model, not a curated record
CUGCCACUGUCACUUUCCCAGGCUGAAUUCCCAAAAAUUCCUUUAAUUUCUAGUUGUCGUUUGGCUGGUAGCUUGAUUUUGCUGCCGCAUCGAGUUCAUAUAUUUUGUAUUUAGCAAUACACGUUCACGUGUAUUUUCCGUGGCAGCAAAGUUUUGAUUGUUUGGUGGUUGGAUGCAAAGUGAAGUGCGUCGUUUGUGUGUUGUUCUCGCUGGACUGGCCCUCAUUUUCACAGGAUUUUUAAGCCCGACCUCGCCGAAGCAAGCAACUAAUACGCAUUUCUUCGUACGAAGCUCGUGCAAUGGAGGAGGCUAAGGGUUUGAAGAACCCAAGCGAUCCCGUGAUGGAUUCAUCGGAUCUGGUUUCCAUGGAGACCGAAACGCCGAUGGAGGAGCUCAAAAACGAUGAGGAAGUAGGCGAGACCCUUGUGUCAUCUUCAGUGAACGGUUUGAUGGAUACAACGCGCGUAGAGGAGCCCAAAGCCGAAGACGAGGCUCCGGGAGCACUUUUAAAUCAUUUGCUGGACAUAACGUCCAUGGAGGAGUUCAAGGCCGACGAGGAGCCAGGCGUAGUAGCCCCGGUGGCAUCUAUACCGAACGGUUUGAUGGCAGAGCCCAAUGUUGAGCAGCAACUAGACGACUCCGCACUGGAACCACCAGAUAAUUUGAUGCACACAUCGCCCAUGAAGAAGCCAAAGUUAGACGCACCAUCAGCAGAAGAGGUUGCCGCCGCGACACGCAUCACGGACAUUGAAAAGCUGCGGCGCUUCUGCUACAUCGGCACCCCAAGUAUGACCGUUUAUUUGGUGUCGACGAUGGAAAAGUUGACUAAGGAAAAGUACGAAGAACUGCGCCUCCUCUGUGACACGGUGGGUGCACAGCAGCUGGCCGACUGCCUGGUCGAUGUUCUAAUAAACAACGACGAUUACUUGCCACGGCGCGAUGAGGCGAUGUUGGUGGUGGCCGUUUACCUGUCGACGUGUACCAAUCAGCUGGAGAGGGCGUUAUUUCGCAAAUAUUUCCCUCGGCUGGUGCGUACCGACACGGAACUGUUCAUAUUCACGGGGCUCGUGAAGCUGGUGCAGGAUUUGCGAGGGCGCAAAACCCCAUUAAGUCGCACCAUCCGCAAGGCCGUCAUUGAGUGGUACACCGACAAGUCGGCGGCUGUGCUGCUGCAAAUGUGGUCAAAGGGCGAGCAAAUCUGUGCCUCGCACAAGAAUCUGCUGCGUAUCUGCCACUAUCGGGAUGUGGAACUGAUUCCCGAAAUUAAGGCCACCCUGGAGCUGUUUUGCACCCCCACCAGGCUGCUGGGAAGCUGGCCGGAAUUCCUUAAUCCCCUUAUCGGAAGUAGGAAAAAAAUUGAGGGCAUUGUUAAGCUUCGUAAGGCCAUAAGUGCCCUGGAGGCACUGCCGAUACUGAAAGAGCUUUCGUUGACGUAUGAACAAGCGCCCGAGAAUUUUCGUGCCGAUCCCGUGCUCGCCGAAUACCUGAUCCCGACGAUCAGCUACGAGCAGCUGCUAAAGACAUCACCGCGAGUGUUGCGCCUAUGCAAGCGUACGCAGAGGGCCUCGUACAACAAAUAUGAGGAAUUGUUGCUCGACAAAACGAACAUGGAGGCGGCCAACAUAAACCCGCUGCGCAUCCUGCUGGAAACGAUGCGUUUGAAUAAGAACAACCGAGAGAUGAUCGCGGUCAAGCGGAAUAGGCCAAACUUUUUGUUUAAUGUCUAUGCGUCGUCAUUUGGACACAACAAGGCCUUGGGCAAGCGGCUGCACAUUACUCUAAGUCUAGAAAAAUUUUACCUAGGCAAGUGCCUCAAUGGCCGUUAUCGGUCUAUUAAUUAUCUGGACGCGCUUGUGGGUGUCGCUUUCGGAUAUUACAAGACCGACUCUGAUGGCAGUAAAGUGAACUACUGGUCCGAUCGCACUGGCAAGCUCAAGACUCUGCCCUGGACUAAUGCGAUGACGGUGGUGGAGGCAACGGAAUGUUGCAAAACUCAAGGGGUACAGAAAACUAAACAGGUGCUAACCCAAAUAUUAAAUGAGGCCAUGGAGGAUACAAAAACGUAUGAUGUAUUCUUAAUUGUGGUACCGGCCGCCACACGAGGUAACCCCUUCAACAGCUCAAAUACCUUAUCCAACCUCCUGAAAUUGUAUCGCGAGGAGCGAAAGUGUAACGCCAAAUUAAUUAUUGUCAGCUUGCGGCAGAAUCAGCCUUCGAUGGACUAUUGCACUGUGCACAAACAGAAUAUACUCGAGUUGUGCGGCGUGAGCGAGCAUACGGCUAGAAUCAUAAACGCUUUCGUCGGCGACAAGUUUCACUAGGAGCGAGAGGUGUGGCCACAGGAGAGAGAGAGAGAGCGAGCUAACGAGCACUAGGGACGAAUGCUCCAUCUCUUUCGCUUUCAUGACGCUAGGGUGACAGUCACCCCGCCCCACUCAUAUAAUAAUAGUAUUAGUUAUAAUGUUAGUCCACACACCCGCAUACACACAUAACAGCACCCAACACACACACACACACUCAGACACACACACACACACACAAGCGGCUUAAGUUCUGUUGUAACGCUCGUAUUGAGUACUCGAUUUUGAUUUUGAGAUUUGAGGCCUCCCAUUUGAACUGUAUCAGAUUAAUUGCUGCUAGUGCUUCAGGCAAAUGAUUUAAUUUUUAGAAAUCAAACUGAAUCCACAGAACUGAACUCGAAUCUAAAUUCAAUUUGGAUUUAAAACAAUCCCAAAGCAUCUGAGCGGAACGAAGUUAGAACAAAACACACCAAAACGUAAACGUAAAACCAGAAAAAAAAACUAAAACUAAAAACUAAAAAAAAAAAAGAAAACAAAACUGAAACUGAAACUGAAACCGAAACCGAAACAACAAAUUGCCUUACAAACAAAAAAUGUUAGUUAAACUUUCAUUUUAAGUUGAGACUUUCAAAAUACGAAUACGGGCAGCGAAACGUACUGAAACACAAAUUAUGGCAUUUAGAUAAUGUUAAAACAAGUUAAACUAAUCAUUAUCAUAUAAACAUAAACAUAAACAUAUGUAAACCUAAAAAUAGACUUAGCUUAAAAUAGUCCAAGUCAAGCAAUAUAUAUCAGUUGCAUAAUAAGUACAUAUAUAUAUGUAUAGUCGAAACGCGUACAAGGCAAGAAGAGACUCCCAAAUGUGCCAUACACACACACACACACACACACACAAAACACACACAUACACAGAAAUCAGUAUAGAUAUCGAGAUACCGAGAUAGCCCCUCCCCAUAGCUCUGAGAACAAUAAAAAGAGGAAACGCCGCAACCAAUUCGACUAAAGAAAUUAGCUAAGCGAAAUUAUACUUAAAUUAAAAUUAAAUUACAUUUACUGGUAUACAGAGCAUAGAAACCAAUUUGGAUGAUAAGAAAUUUAAACUAACAAGAAACGGAAAAUAAUGAAGAGAAGACAAAACAAAACAAAAAAAAAAUAGGAAAUAUUUUCACGGACAUUUCUAACCAAAAUGUUUCCACACGCAUCUGUGAAGUAAACCGUUGUGAUCGCCUUAAUUUUUGCUUUACACGAAAACAAAAUGUAACGAAACAAAACAAAAAUUGUAACACAAACAAAACUACAAAACAUUCAGAACUAGAACGAAAACGAAAACAAAUAAAAAGCAAGAGGAUAUAUAUUAGUUAUUCUGUAUUGUUUGUGAACUCGACAAAAAAAAUAUAUGGAAACACCAGUAGAAUGGAGCGUAACGUAACCGAAAAGUACCUUUACAACAAACAAAACAAAACAACAAACUGCAACUGAAACUAAGAAAAAAUAAAAAAAACAAUGCAAACAAAUUGAUGAAUUACACCAAAAUGGCACACAAAUCAAGCAACAGCUAACACAUUCAAUUCAAUUAACCCGCGCUGCCUGGCUCUCAAGCACACGAAUUAGAUAGAUGAAACUAUAGAAGAUCCAAACACACACACACACACACACACAUAGAUAUUACAUCAUUUGAAAUGAAACUGAAUACUGAUUCCAAAUGUUAUUUUUUGUAUUAUUUUUUGGGAAAUUAUUUUACUAAGAAACUUAGCUGUAAGCAACAUUUGUAAACUCUUACAAAGAGAACUCAUCUACCGCACCCCAAAGAGAAAUUAUUUCUAUGAUUUGCUGUGUGAUUUGUCCAAGUUCUAAACUACUUUAAAUGGGGAACACAUUAUAGCACGAUGAAUCAGAUAUCAGAUAAAUGAGGAAUAUAAUUAUUUUUUUUUGUGAAAA